CUUACCAAGUUCCUGGAGCCAGACACACUGGGUGCUUCCCGUGCCUGGGUGCCAGGCCCAUUUCCCCUGCAGCCAUGAACCAAGCCUUCUGGAAAACCUACAAGUCCAAAGUGCUACAGACCCUGACUGGGGAAUCUGAGGAGGACCUGGCAGAGGAGAAGGAGAACCCAGCGUUAGUGGAGUCUGAGGCAGCAGAACCAGCUGAAGAGGCCUUCAAUCCCAUGUCACAGCUGGCCCGCCGGGUUCAGGGGGUUGGGGCGAGAGGCUGGCUGACAAUGUCGUCUCUGUUUAACAAAGAAGACGAGGACAAGCUUCUGCCACCAGAGCCCUGUGCUGACCACCCGCUGGCGGCGCAGCCCUCCUCUCCGGCGGCGGCGGAGACGCGCGGGACCGGGUUCUGGGACGUGUUCGCCAGCAGGUGGCAGCAGCAGCAGCAGCAGCAGCAGCAGGCGGCGGCAGCGUCCAUGCUGCGCGACGCGGAACCCGCUCCGGAUCAGGACCCUGAAGCCGGGGACGAGGCCGCCGAGCGCCCCGAGCCGCGGGAAGCCGAUCCCGCAGCCGGCUUCAGGUGGGGCUUCCUCACCCACAAACUGGCCGAGAUGAGGAUGAAAGCUGCGCCCAAGGGCGACUAGUCUGCCGGCCUAACUGGGCGACCGCUCCUCCCUUCCCGCGAUAAAAAAAACACCCU
Molecule: messenger RNA, 688 nt
Organism: Physeter macrocephalus (sperm whale)
Lineage: Eukaryota; Metazoa; Chordata; Mammalia; Artiodactyla; Physeteridae
Gene: CUNH1orf232
Product: chromosome unknown C1orf232 homolog
Exons: 4
Coding region: 75-632 (185 amino acids)
Source: RefSeq, a predicted model, not a curated record